This is a messenger RNA of Photinus pyralis (common eastern firefly), 796 nucleotides long. RefSeq names its product homeobox protein slou-like. The annotation marks the transcript as partial. NCBI's taxonomy places the organism in Eukaryota, Metazoa, Arthropoda, Insecta, Coleoptera, Lampyridae. The transcript has 2 exons. Gene Ontology annotation, cellular component: nucleus. The record is from RefSeq and is a predicted model, not a curated record. Gene Ontology annotation, molecular function: RNA polymerase II cis-regulatory region sequence-specific DNA binding; DNA-binding transcription factor activity, RNA polymerase II-specific. Gene Ontology annotation, biological process: regulation of transcription by RNA polymerase II; cell differentiation.
AAUGAUUCAAACUUUAAAUCAGACAAGUAUAAAUUAGAUAAUAAAAGGAGCAAAGAACAUCACUCCGACGAUGACGACGAAAUCCAAAGCGAUAUCAGCGAAGACAUCAAAGAUCCCAAUUCGAAGAAGAAAAAAGGCGACUCGAAAUCACAAAGUGCUGGAAAACCGAGGAGGGCGCGAACUGCGUUCACUUACGAACAACUUGUAGCUUUAGAAAAUAAAUUUAAGACGACACGGUACCUUAGUGUUUGCGAAAGACUGAAUUUGGCUUUAAGUUUAAGUCUCACUGAAACUCAAGUCAAAAUAUGGUUUCAAAACAGAAGGACGAAGUGGAAAAAACAAAAUCCCGGAAUGGACGUGAACUCACCAACAGUACCUCCGCCUAGCGUUACGUCGGGUAGCAGUUUUCCCGGCUUCCCAGGUCACCAUUCCCAUUCCGGCUUACUCUACUCCCAUCACGUACCUUACGGCGGCGUUUACCCGUUACAGGCGGCGACAUCUGGAAGUUACACACCAUAUUUUCACUUAACUAACCACGGCCAUAAUUUGGGAUCUUGAAAAUUGACCAGUUACGACUAGGAUGCUGUUUAGUGCUAAGAGUGGACUCAGGAUACUUUGACCAUUGUCGAUUGCAAAUCGACGAAUUAAAAUAGAAAUCCCCAUUAGAUCGUCAGUAAACAACGUUGUACAAUUUUAUGAACAAUUACAAAAGCGGGCAGUUGUUCCUACAAUAAAAUUGUAGAAAGGCAUUUGUAUAUUAUAAUGACUUAAAUAGGCCAAAUAUUAUUGACAAUGU